AAGCCCCUUGCUAAAGUAAAAUUGAAAUUUUAAUGGAGGCAGAGCUGAGAGAAGCAGCAUGCAUUGGAAAUCUUCACGCUGUGCAGAAGCUGCUGAGAAGUGGAGUGAGCAUCAAUUCCCAGAACAGUAUGAACGGCUGGACAGCUCUACACUGGGCAUGCAAGAGAGGACAUGCGCCUGUUGUGAUGCAUCUUCUGCAGAGUGGUGCGGAUGUAGCAAUAGAAACUCACAAAGGGGAACAUCCAUUGCAAUUGGCAACAUCUUCCGAAGUUCGUGAAGUAUUCACGUCUCGAUUGUCGACCGAGGCCAUUGAAGAAUGUACCCUAGAAAAUACCAACCCCCUACCUAUUGUUCCGAACUAUUUAAAGAAUCCUGUAUUUCCGUAUUACGAUGUUGAAGUGGAAGACGACCAUAUAACUGGUGGUACUAUUGUACCAGUUAAAAUGAAUGGGAAUUUAGAGAAAGGUGUGCCUAAACUAGCUGUAAACGAUUCAAGAAAACCGGGAGUGACAUUUAAAAUUCGUGUUGCAGAAAAGGAGACCGAUUUUGUAGAAGUGGAGCUCUCAUCUCUGACUUAUCUGUCUCUGUUGGCGGCCAUUUGUGAGGAGUUUGAGUUGACCUCAUCUGAUGUGGCAAAGAUUCGUAAACUACCCAACGUACUGGUCCGCAAAGACAAGGAUGUACAAAGACUGAAAGAAGGUCAAGAACUUGAGAUUAUUCUGAACUCAUAACCUACAGUUGAACUUUUUGUCACAUUUGAAUCAUAAUCUAUUUUGUAUUUACAUAAUAAUAAUAAUUAUGACAUAAUUAUUAUUAUUAUUACGCAAUAAUUAUGAUGUACAAAAUUAAUAGAAAACAAUAUAUUAUUUGGGUAACAGAA
Messenger RNA from Halichondria panicea, 880 nucleotides. Its product is annotated as ankyrin repeat domain-containing protein 40-like. The transcript is spliced from 2 exons. Lineage: Eukaryota; Metazoa; Porifera; Demospongiae; Suberitida; Halichondriidae. Bases 33 to 731 code for a protein of 232 amino acids. Gene Ontology annotation, molecular function: protein binding. The record is from RefSeq and is a predicted model, not a curated record.